AUGGAGGUUAAAAUUCUUAUCGAAAGUGAAUUUCCAGUGCCAUAUCAAACAUCAGAUUUAAAAAUAAAUUUAAACAACAUCGAAUGUAUUGGCGAUUUAAAGAAGAAGCUACAACCCUUACUCAGUGUUGCGGCAUGUGAUAUGUCUGUUUACCACAAGACACGACGGGAAUUAGAAAACAGAAAGAAAAUAUUGAAUUUGUAUAUGCGAGAAGGCGAUACGUUUAUUGUUAAAUUUACAAGCGUGUGCAAGUUACAUUUGUUAUCGAAAUUUCUUGAUGAUAUGAGAGCGUUUGUAAAAGAUGUUUGCGAAGCAUUUUCAGACGGGGAUCGAAUAAUGGAAAAUAUUGACUGGAAUGCUGAUAGAUUAUCAGCAGUUGAAAAUUGUUAUGCAGUUGUGUUACAAGGUUUAGAGAGAUACUCCCGAGAUAUGUUUAAACCAUGGAAAUCCAAGCUAACAAUUGCAAACAAACAUUAUUUUGUGCAAGAAGGUGGAUUGGAUCUGUUGGCUACUAUCUAUAACUUUGCUUCUAAAAAGCGGUAUCCAUUGACAACAUGGUAUGUAAGGGGAUAUGGAGCCGGUGUCACAGGAGACUCGCCCCCCCAGGAGAUUUGCUCCCCCUCUCAAAAUGGGAGCGAAUAUUGCCCCCCUUUAGGAAUUUCGCUGCCCCCCCCCCCAUAUAAAUUUUGAAUUUUUGAUCUAAAAACAAAACGAUUGCAAGUUGAAAAGAUUUAUUGUGUGAUUUAUUUAUUUAUUACAAGGAGACAAAAUUAUAUACACAUUUUAGGCUUCUUAGCAACUGGUGGUGUGCACAGUCUGCAUAACCACUCAUUUGAGGUACUUAGACUAGUGUCAUAUUCUACACAUCUAAAGUGGAACCAUCACAGAGAUCGCAUAAAAUCAUGUUGUCGUAUUCUUCUGGCAGUUUACAUUCACAUAACAUAUUAUAAAAACAAUCGCUUGCAAAUUUUAUCAAUACGAGUGUUAACAAUAGCCGCCACAGUAAUCACUUGCUAACAAUCAACUAUAGGAUUAGUAAAAAAUCUAUGGAACGUGUUGGGAAGCGUAUUGAUUAUUGUCCGUUGAAUCGUCAACUUUCCGUGUCAGUGAUGUAAUCUUGAUUCUUCACUUCCGCAAAGAAAAUUGCAUUAUAUAUGUGGUUUAUUCAAAUAAUUUUUUUUUGUGUGGUUUAUUCAAAUAAUUUCAUGAUACUUUGAUUUUAUUAGUGCAUGCCUUAAACAUUUGAGAAUUAACUCUGCAAAACUAAAAGCUUUCUUGUCUUUUUUGAAACGUAUAUUAUUGGAUUAUUGCCUAUUGGCAAGUUCUACCCUUCGCUUCUGAGAUUUACAAACUAUAUUGAAAUAAUGCAAGUAAAAAAUAGUGACAAACCAUACAUUUUCCGAUAACGAAAGAAAAAAAAAUGCAAAACAAUACCAAUAAUUACAAUAACCACCAUGGUGAUUACUUUUUAACAAUGAGUUUAAGGAUUAACACUGAAAAUGCAAAAUAUGCAUGGUGUGCUGUGAAGCGUCAUAAGUCCUAUUGAUCUACUGUAACUGUGUAAGCCCUUUCGAUACAUGUAAUUGUAAAUUUGUAUUCUUACAUGCAGGGCUUGAAAUAACGUUCCCAAAGUUCCCGAUCAUGGUGAUCGGCAGUCGUGACUUUCCCUGAUUUUUUCAGGUUGGAAACCGAAACCCUGCUUUUCCGCCGAUCAUAAGCAAUUCCUUGCCGAUCAUUGAUCGGUGAUCGGUUGUUAUUUCAAGCUCUGUCUUAACAAUUUUGAAUUGAUACUGAUUUCAAAUGAUUAAAGCCAUGUAAUAAUUAUCCCAUGCAACUGUUAGGAAGGGUGAAAUUUUGAACGGAGGACAAAAAUCCUAAAGAAAAGGUGAAGUUUCUAAAGGGGGGCAAAUUUCCUAAAGGGGGGGCGAAAUUCCUAGGAUUUUCGCCCCCCUGGGGGGCGAUAUUCCUAGGAAAUUCGCCCCCCCCCGGGGGGCAAAAAUGUAGGGGGGGCAAAAAUCCUGGGACACCAGUCAACUCGGGAUAAUUCAUUUAGUAGGGUUCUUAUCACAGCUUUGAUAAACAUCCAAAAUGACAUUUCAAAGUUCCGGUAACAGUAUAAAGUUCAUUCAAGCGAUAAUUAUGGUCAUUGCAUUUGCAUGGUUGGGUCGGCAUGAAGCUCUAGGAAGAUGUUCUGUGAUUGGUUGAUUAUGACAAUGACAAAAGAAUAAGCUAUAGAAUGGAUUUUCUAAAGAAUGAAGCAAGAACAAUAUUCCUUUUGUUUAUGUAAGCCAAUUACGUCUUUUGUCAUUGUCAUGGUCAACCAGUCACAGAACAUCUUCCUAGAGCUUCGUGUUUACAGGCAUGGUUAGGAAAACAUUUUCGUCACACAAUUCAUCCCAGCUAGCCGGGCUGGCCUGGCUCACAUGAACAGUCCCCAACAAUUAGGUUGUGAGUGGAUAAGUCAUAUGGCUUUAAAACAAUGUACAGUAAGAGUAAAACAAUAAAGUAGGGUGCAAUGCAACUUAAUGGGUUGAUCACCAAGAAACCCUCCAACCUCGUACCCAGGGUCUUUUCUCUUGUGGAGAAAAGACGCUGGUCACGUGAUCUGCUAAAAUUUAGCAGAUUUUUAAAGAUGAUGUCCACUCCUGUGCGCAUGUGUGAACUUUGUUUACGUUUUGAACUGCUAUAUUUGUAAAAUAUGAUAUACUAACUGAAUAUCUAACACUUUUCUGGUUCGCUAUACUUGUAAAUGAAUAUAAACUAUACGUUUCAAUUCAAAAAAGUUCGAAAGAUGCAAAAUUUGGGCAAUGUUUAUAUCUGGGGGUCCCCUUUGUUAUGAGCAGAACUGAUGUGUAGAAUGGAGUGGACAUCAUCUUUAAUUAACAACCCAAGAUGAGGUCAAUAAAUAAUUGAUAUUUGGAUAAUUUUUAUAGUCUAAUUUAUAAUUUGCUUUUUGUAUGAUUGUCGUAAAGGAAUCCAAGAUCAUAGUUACAGUCAAAUCCGGUGUUCCAUUGCAGGCAACAUUGCAAUAUUGUCACACAAUAUUGCAAUAUUGAUUGGUUGAUUGCUCUAGCAAAUUGCAACCUUCGCGAACAAAUUGCAAUUUUUACGUGUUGACAAUUUGUCGAAAGGUUGCGCCCAAAUGUCAAUGCCAAGCAUUUGAUUGGCUUGUUUUGUACUAGCAGCCAAUCAGGUUUUAUUUACAAACUUGCUUCCGAAUCUUAUUAUAAACUUUUGAAUUUUGCAGUUGACGGUUUAAUACUGCUACUGUACGUAAAAAUUGCAAUUUGUUCACGUCGGUUGCAAUUUGCUAGAGUUAAUCAGCCGAUCAAUAUUGCAAUAUUGUGUGACAAUGACUGUAAUUAGAAAUCUGCUAGAUUUUAGCAGAUCACGUGACCAGCGUCUACCAGGGUCUUUUCUCCACAAGAGGAAAGACCCUGCAGGGUACCAGGUUGGAAACCUUCAUCAUUUUUGUUAUUUUAGUGAGAGGGACUUGCAAACAGCGAAGUAUUUUAAUUGUGAACAAAAUGAAUUGGAAGUGUUUUGUCUUAAGUGUCUGUGGCGUUUCUCUGAAAUUAAAGAAGAUCGUCAGAUGGUUUUAAGAAAGAUUGGUCUAGAGCCAUUCAUUCACUCUCUUCUGAAAGUCUCACGAGAUAUUGACGACGACAUUGGAGAGGAUGUUUGCAUUCGUGUUAACCAAGCCUCUAUGGGAUGUUUAUCGCAGUAAGAAGCCAAUUUCCAUUUCUUCAUUUUUUAUCCAUUUUAGGGAGCAUUCAUUAUUUAUGUCAGAGGGGGCUGGUAACACUCAGAUAUUUUUAAAAAUAUUAUUAUAACCCCCUCCUUCUCAAGUGACACGUCUUAACAGCCAUCCCCCUAAGAAUCAUACAGAUUUUAUCCCCCUCCCCCCUUCCCAUCAUCAUCCAAACCCCGCCUACAGUAGUGUGCAAUGUUUUUAAAUUAGCCUUUCUCACGAUGACGAAUAUCUGCCAUUUUUGGGUAGCAUGUAAUUCUCGUUAACCAAUGCAGAAAAUUAAAACAAUGUGAAAAGCAGAUUUUCAAAAUAAUCUAAGUCUAAACAUAUACAAAGCAAAUUUACCAUCAUUCGUCCAAACAUUUAUAAGAAGUUGCUGUUAUAUGGACUUAUCUUGCCACCCAAAAAAGGCUAACUGACUUAAAUGCAGUAUGUAUGAAUGUAGGUCUAUUUAGGUUCAUUUGCUCAGUUGAAAUGCUUAGAAUAAUUAAUAUUAAUUAAUUAUUAAAAUAUUAAACUUCUAAAGAUAUAUUAAAAACUUAGAUAUUAUUAAAAUAUUAAAUUUAGAAAUAAAAAGCAACCCUAAACUUUUUUUUCUCUAAAAUCCAAGCUUAUAUAUGAUCCUGGGAAUUAAUAUAAGUCAUUUUAUUAAGAAAAUAUUUUGCAUGCACGAGAUUGCGCGUGCUCGGCAAGUUCCGCGAGCAAUUAAAGCAAGUCGUCAUCCAAUCAGAUGCAUGCAUCUAGUAAUGCAUGUAUCUACUCUGUGACCAAAUCAUGUAAUAUGCUCAUGAGCAUGCUUUUAAUCAUGCUGCAUGAUUUUUGUAAUAUUCGUCACCCUCAUCCCUAGCGACGUCCCUGAACAGUAUAAAGUUCGAUCAAACGAUCUUGAUGGUUUAUAAGUCGUAACGUAACACGAUCCAUUUGUGCGAAAUGUUUUUCAAAGCGAUGAUUGCGCAUGCGCACACAUUGUCUGAGCCUUGUUAGGUUAUUGGGCUGACACAAAAAGGUGAUAAUAUUUGGGACGCCACGCCGGUCCACGUGUUGUAGGUAAUCUUCUUGUACAUGAGAAAGAAUUUUGUAGUUGUCCUAUAUAAACCCGCACUGAAAAAUAAUUGCCGUCCCGUAAGGAUUAUGAUAGAUUUUGUUGUAUAUAAAUUCUUGUAAUGAAGUCGUCUUGUGAUAUUCUUGAUGAAUUAAGCAUUCAAAAUACUAUGUAUAGUGUUAUUUCAAUUUUUUAUUGGCCCUGAAAGGGGCUGCAUUCACGGACAUUUAUAACAAAACGAUUGGCAAAUCCCUAUAGUUUGACACGAAGUAAAUGUUGUUGACUCACUUGACUGAGCGAGAGGUAAUAGCACAGAGGUAAUAGGAUACUGGUCGAGUUCUUUUUUCGCUUGCAUGCAAGUACCAAAUCCUGUGAAUAUGCUUUUGAGCAUACUUCAUGAUGCAAGGGUCAGUAUAUUAAUGUAUAUUAUAGUAAAAAUAUGUCAUAAAAUAGGCAAGUCAAUUUCAUUUUAAAAUGUAUAUGUUAUGACGUAUUUUUACUAUAAUAUACAUUACUAUACUGACCCUUGCGAGAUUGGGCUGCCUGUGGAAGCACCAGAUGUUCUUUAGUAGAGGAAAGAGCAUCCACCAGUUUGAAUAUUUUCAGGGGGUGAAUGCUUCUUGUAAGUGCACUGGAUAUGAAUGCAGGUGGAUACGGCAUCGACUGUGCCCUGUGAUGUCAUUUGGAACACUUAAUGGACUGUCAAUUUACGAAAUUAACCAAGUCAACAUAAGUGGAAGAAGAAUCACCAAAAUAAAUCUUGUUCAUUUUAGAUAUGUCGAGCUGCCAGACAUCCAACAAAUUUUAGCUGAGAACCAGGAAGUUUUAUCAAAACUCUCCUGGCUUACAUCCAAUGAUUCUAGCUCUUACCAGAAAGUGGUUGCAGCAUACACAUUAUUUUGUUGCUCUAAUCAUCCCAAGGCUGCUAGAAAGAUCAUUGAAAAUCAAUGUUAUCGUUUGGUUCUUGAAAAGGCCCAAGGGUUGGAAUUAGCUCACGAGUAUCGUUCUGCUUUGCCUUUCACAGCUGUUGUUGCGUGAGUAUAUCAUUAUGCUUGUCUCAGGGUUUUGGGCGUCUCACUCGUUAUAACUAAUCGUGGAAGUGAUUUGUAGCUCAGUUGGUUAGAGCGCUGCACCGGAAAUGCAGGGCAGCAGGUUUGAUUCCUGCCAGAGGGCUGAUAGUGAUAGUUGCAUUUUUCGCCGGUUAUUUCUCGAAAUUACAAACGAAAAUAUUUCCUCCUUAAUUACCGCAGAAAUGUCAAGUAAAGGGAAAGGUUUCUUGUUUUCCUAACAUAAAUUUUACACAAUACUCAAUAGUCUUUGUUAUAUAUUUGGAUAAAAUGACAGAACCUCCAAAACCUAACUCUCCAGAAUGGCUGUAAAAGUGCCAUUCAAGCCCACAAAUCACAAUUCCUCUUCAUUUAGUUUACUGCAAAAAAAAGAUGAAACAAGUCUGAUAUUGUCUGUACGUAACAAGUUGUUAACAAAAGUUGAUGACGACAAGCUUGUAGCAACUUGUUACGAAUAGUGAUUUUUCAAUUUUUAUAUGUUAAAGUUUUUAAUAUUAGAUCAGUGCAUGGUUAUAAUAGUCAACGGCCAAUUUAAAAGAAUGCCGAAUAGUGAUUUUUUCAAGAUGUCUUAAAUUGGCCAUUGAUUGGCAUAACCCAUAUUAAACUUUAAUAUAUAAAAAUUGAAGUUUCCUUUUAAUAACUGUGGGAUCCAUAUUCCUACGUAGUCUUAGUCAUUUUUCAGCAUUUUCACAACGGUUGAAAAAUCUGGUGAAUAGCGCUAUCCAGCCUUCAUUCAACCGACCCCUGGGACAAUCGUAUACUAAGGAUAAGGACCGAUUUGGAUGUUUUAUGAAUGCAUGCGUAAUAUUGUGUUGCAUUUAUAAUAGGCGUAACAACACCGCGGAAAAACGUCUGCGCAUGCGUCAACCUUUCCUGUAAUAGUAUUGCGAACUUGAUGAGAAGCUGUUCCGAACGUUUCCGAAGGCUCAAAAUGGCGGUAAAAAGGAGUGACUUCAUUGUGCGUCUUUACAGCCAGAUUUCAAGCGCAAAAAUAAACAUGUCAUUCUAAAAAACUAGAAAUAAAUACAGCCAGAAGGUUCAAGAAAUUGUAUUGUACAAGAACAUGAACUAAAGGUGAUUGUUGACAAAUUUAUCGUCUGAAACAUUUUGUGAAUGAAUUGAUGAAUCCGAGGUCCUAAUAACUAAAGAAGAAAGUGGUCCUAUCUUGUCUAAAGAAGCACGUCCUUCAGAAAGCGGUGAUCCCAAUGAGCAAACUGUUGAAAACCAAGGCGGAAAAAAGGUGAAUGAUCAAGAAAGUUUGGAAGAGUAUGAUUUUGUCUUUCUAUGUGAUUCCAACAGAAAAUUCAUCAACACACAGCUGUUAUGCCCUAAUAGUACGGUAAAAAUCAUCCCUUGUGGUACUUCCAGUCAAGCAAUUAAAAUCAUAUCUUCACCACGUUUCCAGGUUAACAAAGCGCUUAUAAUAAACACAGGUGUUAAUGACGUUGAACACUUAACGUUAGACGAGGUUAUUCAGAAGCAGUUAGAGAUGUUAGAUACAGCUAGGAAGGCAUUCCCAGGAAAAAAGAUCAUUGUUUCGAGUGUUACUCCACGAGAUGACGAUUUUGAUGAAGACAUUCGGGCAAUAAACCGAACAAUCCAAAGUGAAAUUUCAAACUUCGCUGAUGUUAUUUAUGUGAACAAUGAUAAUCUACGAGACAGAGUAUUGUAUUUUGACCGUAAGCACUUAAAUAGGAAUCGGGGUGUUCGUAAGUUUGCAGCGAACAUCAAGAAAGCAAUUAGAGUGGCAAGUGGUGUUGUGGACAACAAGCCACGUUAUGCAUCCUAUCAUAGUGAUGAUCUGCAUCAGAUCCGACCUGAUGAUCGUGCUUCAUACCCUCAACCUCAUUAUCCAUCCUUUCAUAGUGAUGAUCUGCAUCAUAUCCGACCCGAUGAUCGUGCUCCAUACCCUCAACCUCGUUAUUCAUCCUAUCAUAGUGAUGAUCAACAUCGUUAUGGAAGCUCUGUAAAUCCUCUACUAAGACCGGAAGAUCUACUGAGAAAACGGUAUGGCAUUGCUACACAGUCUACCGAAGUCAGCAAAGAACAUGAAACAAAGAAGGAUAAUGGAAUCAAUGAUGUCUUUUCCCAGCUAAGUACAUUAAAUAA
Paramuricea clavata is the source of this 7969-nucleotide messenger RNA. The record is from the annotation of a GenBank genome assembly. NCBI's taxonomy places the organism in Eukaryota, Metazoa, Cnidaria, Anthozoa, Malacalcyonacea, Plexauridae.